Acanthoscelides obtectus is the source of this 570-nucleotide messenger RNA. The record is from the annotation of a GenBank genome assembly. NCBI's taxonomy places the organism in Eukaryota, Metazoa, Arthropoda, Insecta, Coleoptera, Chrysomelidae.
AAUGCAUCAUAAAUUGUGUCACUGGUCAGUUUCAUACAAUUCUGUCAUUUUAAAAUAUUUCGGCAGUGUCAGUCAGUGCUAAAUGAUAAGUGCCAUCCACGAUCACUUUCGACCAAAUGGACUCCAAUAAAGCAUGGGAUCACCGGUAGCCAUCACCACUGAGGCGGACUGGCACGCAGAGCUAAAAGACAAUGGUAACAAAUUGGUUGUGGCCAAAUUUGGAGCAUCUUGGUGCGCGGCAUGCCAAAAACUACAACCGAUAUUAGACCAAGCAGUGAAAACACAUCCUGAUGUAAGAUUCUUAGAUAUAGAUGUGGACCAACUGGCUGAUUUGGCCGCUGACUUAGGUGUUUCUUCCAUUCCUACGGUGUUUUUAAUAAAAAACGGAAAGGUCAUAGAUCAGGUACUGGGCAUAAAUGAAGAAGCAUUAUCCGAGAAGAUCGAGACCCACAAAAAUGAAUAAUCAGCUAAUAAAUAAAUUCUUUUAAAUAAAAUAGUACAUACAAAAUUACUCGAUGACGACUUUCUUGCACGAGUUGAAAAAACGUAAUGAACAAUACACACAAUCAC